AUAUCUGGUCUCCCCUAGGAUUGUGCCCCUCUGUGAUUGCCCCUUUUCAAGGUGGAUAUCAUUUUUGAGUGUCCUGGACCCUGCAUGCACUAUAUCUGGUCUCCCAGGACCCUGCAUGCACGAUAUCUGGUCUCCCAGGACCCUGCAUUCACUAUAUCUGGUCUCCCAGGACCCUGCAUUCACUAUAUCUGGUCUCCCAGGACCCUGCAUUCACUAUAUCUGGUCUCCCAGGACCCUGCAUGCACUAUAUCUGUUCUU
This is a messenger RNA of Staurois parvus, 258 nucleotides long. NCBI's taxonomy places the organism in Eukaryota, Metazoa, Chordata, Amphibia, Anura, Ranidae. The record is from the annotation of a GenBank genome assembly.